CACGUUUGCAUUUCAGGUUGUACAAAAAUUUCCGACCUGUGGCACGUAGGUGGACUUUUUUCGCAAGUAUUCAGACAUUACCAUGGAUGCUGGGAAUCAGGAAGGUGAGACUGCAGUAAGCUCACCAACCGGUGAAGCAAUAUUCAGCAUGGAAAAGGUGGCAGAAGAUGCAAUGCAGGGAGGAAAGAGGAAGACGGAAGAGACAACAGAAGGGGAGCCGGAGCUGAAAAGACGAGUCUCGGCAGGGUCAGGUUUAUACCAGUUCCAGAGUUUCUCAGCUGAGAGGAAAGGAGAACGUGAAGAUAUGCAGGACGCGUGCACGUUGCUGGAUGACUGCACCGAAAGCUUCAGUACACUCCCCUCCACAGUGUCCAGAAUAGCUUACUUUGCGGUGUUUGACGGCCACAGCGGGGCCAGGGCAUCCCAGCACGCAGCUCAGACACUGCACCAGAACCUCUUCGGUAAAUUCCCCAAGACCGACACAGGCCACAAUGACAAAGAGAUCAAGCGCUGCCUGCUCGACACCUUCAAGCUGACCGACGAGGCGUUCCUGAAGCAGGCCUCUGCCCAGAAACCAGUUUGGAAGGAUGGUUCCACAGCAGUCUGCGUAAUGGCAGUCAAUAACGUCUUGUACAUUGCCAACCUGGGUGAUAGUAAGGCGAUGCUGUGUCGAUUCAACGAGCAGACCCAGAAGCUGUCGUUGAUCCCGCUGAGCAAGGAGCACAACCCCACCAUGUACGAAGAGAGGAUGAGGAUACAGAAGGCGGGCGGUACAGUCAAAGACGGCCGUGUGCAGGGCAUCCUGGAGGUCUCGCGAUCCAUAGGCGAUGGCCGCUUCAAGCACUGCGGCGUCUCCUGCGUGCCGGACAUCAAGAAAUGCCAGCUGGCGGACAGCGACCGCUACCUGCUGCUGUCCUGCGACGGGCUGUGGAAGGGAUUCAGCUCAGACACAGCAUUGCAGUUCAUACAAAACGUCCUUGAGGACAAGACAAUAAAACCGGCUCCUGGAAAAGCCCUGGAUGAGACAAAAUAUGAAUUGGCCUGCAGCAAGCUAGCGUCGGAGGCCAUCCGACGUGGCAGCUCAGAUAACGUCACUGUGGUCUUGGUCAGCAUCUCUAAGACAUAGCCAGGGAGGAAAAUGCUUCAUCAAGUUACGCUGGAACCGCCCGGUACAUACGUCACAACAACCGAUCCUGAUGGGCUCUUCUUCCACGGUCAACGGCAGCGCGGAGCCAAGUGGAAUGAAUGUGGGUGCGUGCUACCUGUGCCAACGGGGACGAGGUAACCGACCCCGGGAGAGAGGUAGCCAACAGCGACGACCAAGUCCAGCCCCCAGACGCACGGUGUCCCAUGACAGUUGAUGCUUCCACGUUCGAGCCACUUUACGUCAGAGAAACGUCACGACUUGACGAGCAGAUAAGCUUGAAGUAACUACACGUAUUACGAGCACAAAACUGCCCCGCUACCCAUCUACUUGCGACUUAUGUUCACGUUCUUAAAUAAUAAAAGAUUGGGAACUCGACUUAAUCGAUUGUCGGCAGAGACCAAUCGGAGCACGAGACCGCCGCACUCGAAGUGCCCCCCGGUAAUGACGGAAUUCGUAGGCAUUAUGCAGUGUUUGUACAAACAGUUGCCCGGGGCGGUAGGGUGUUGUAGCCAUUACCAAGGGAGGGGGGCUUCUUGAAGAUACGAUUACAAGAAUGGAUUGGUACCUGUACAAACUAGGCUGCAACCGACUCUGUUGUCUAGAGCUAGGUCUAGGUCUUCACUCCAUUGAAAAUACGUUGAGACGCGCAGAUAAUAGACCUAGCCGUAGCUCUGGAAGCCCGUUUCGGACACGGCCCAAGAAGAGUUUUCGAAUCUUGACCGUUUUUAUGGACGGAGACAGCCCCUGGUUAGGCCUAAAAGAUGGUGGAUUUUUCCAAGAUGGCGGAUGGAUUUUUCUCGAUUCUUUUGCUGAUAUUUUUCGUAAUUGGUUUUGAUAUUUUUUAUUGCGUCCCCACUUUACAGACACCGUUGCCAAGGUAACAGAAAUGAACUCGGCAAAGAAGAGUUACAAGACUGUUUCCUUUACAGGACCUGUUUGUGUAAUAAAUGCAAUUAGCAUUAAC
Molecule: messenger RNA, 2111 nt
Organism: Acanthaster planci (crown-of-thorns starfish)
Lineage: Eukaryota; Metazoa; Echinodermata; Asteroidea; Valvatida; Acanthasteridae
Product: integrin-linked kinase-associated serine/threonine phosphatase 2C-like
Biological process (GO): protein dephosphorylation
Molecular function (GO): protein serine/threonine phosphatase activity
Source: RefSeq, a predicted model, not a curated record